AUGCUGACACUUCGACGGUCAAGUGCCGCACCCCACGUGCGCCGCGCAGCGCUCCGAGCGUUGAGCGUUGCGAGCAGCAGUCGCCACUUCGACGUGAUUGUAGUCGGCGGCGGUCAUGCAGGCUGCGAAGCUGCUGCUGCUGCCUCCAGAACGGGUGCUAAAACCGCGUUAGUGACUCAAAAGUUAGCAACAAUUGGCGAAAUGUCAUGCAACCCAUCAAUCGGUGGGGUGGGCAAAGGCACAAUAGUGCGCGAGGUGGACGCUCUGGGCGGCCUCAUGGGACAAGUCGCUGACUCUGCGGGCAUCCAGUUCCGCAUGCUGAAUUCCGCCAAAGGACCGGCGGUGAGAGGUCCGCGAGCGCAAAUGGACCGGGACUUGUAUCAGCAAGCAAUCCAAAAAGCUCUACAGGAGCUACCAAACCUGUGGUUGCUAGAAGAGGGGGUGGACGAUCUUGUGCUGGAGAAACGAAGUCAAAGUGAGGACGGAAUGGAAGACCAAGUGAAGGGAGUCGUGACCUCUGCCGGUCGGGAGAUUUUGGCGUCCAAAGUGAUUAUCACAACUGGUACUUUUCUGCGUGGCAUGAUCUACCAGGGACCCGAUAUUCGGAUUCCAGCGGGAAGACACAUGCGCGAUUCUGACGGACUCGAGCCUCCAGCCGUGGGUCUUGCAAAGACACUGGAACGUUGCAAGUUUCCGCUUGGCCGAUUGAAGACCGGGACCCCACCAAGACUGGACGGACGCACCAUUGACUACGCAGGUCUCGAAGUCCAGCCUAGCGACGUUUCGCCAAAGCCUUUUUCGUUCCUGAACGAGCAUCAACUGGUGCAUUUAGCUAACAAGCAAGUGGUUUGUCAUGCUACGUAUACCAACGAGGAAAGUCAUUGUAUCGUGCGUGAGAAUUUGCACAUGCUGCCUCAGUAUGACGGAGGUCGAGAUGGCGAAGGCGUGGGACCGCGGUAUUGUCCGUCGAUCGAUGCCAAGGUUGUUCGCUUCGCCGACCGCUCGCGGCAUCAGCUUUGGCUCGAACCCGAGGGAUUGAACUCCCAUAUUGUGUACCCGAACGGUAUUAGUACCGCGCUGCCGAAGGAGCUGCAACUGAAGUUGCUUCGCACGAUCAAGGGACUCGAAAAAGUGGAGCUUGUGCGCGCUGGGUACUCGGUCGAGUACGAUUACGUGGACCCACGAUCGUUACAACCGACGUUGGAGACGAAGAUGCUGCCAGGGUUGUACUUGGCUGGUCAGAUUAAUGGUACCACCGGAUACGAAGAGGCCGCAGCCCAAGGUAUUGUGGCCGGAAUGAACGCCGGACUGAGCGUCAUGGGACUAGAGCCACUCGUUCUCGAUCGUGCCGACGCGUUCAUUGGAGUACUCAUUGACGAUCUCAUCUCGCUAGGCACCACCGAGCCCUACCGGAUGUUCACUUCUCGGUCAGAGUACCGUCUGUUGCUUCGUGCCGACAAUGCCGACCUACGCCUUACUCGCAAGGCAUUCGAUUGUGGCGCUGGCAUCUCGAAUGAGCGCAUGGAGAAGUUGGUCCACAAAGAAACGUUAAUGGAAUACGCUCGCAGAGCACUGGACGAAUUUGUGCGCGAUCCUUACGAGUGGAAUCGUCUUGGCGUCAAAGUGGGUCUUGACGGUGUGAAACGAAGUGCUGCCCAGGUUCUGGCGUUCGCUACCGUGGCUCCACACGAUAUUGAGCGGAUUUGGCGUGACGUUGGCUACGAGCACGCGAAUGCAUUACCCGACGAGAUCAAAGAGCUUAUGAAGACAGAGUGCCUCUACGCGACGCAACUACGUGCCCAGCACCAAGAGAUUCGCGUCUUUCGCGACAAGCAACACGUGCAGAUCCCGACGUGGGUCGACUACUCUAAGCUGCCUAUGAUCUCAAACGAGGAACGGGAGAAGCUCCAGCAUGCACAGCCCACCACGAUAUCUGCCGCCAGUCGUAUUGCCGGUAUUCGAUCAGCAACGCUAUUGCUGCUUUACCAACUAGCCAUGCGUCAGCUGCCGGAUGGACAAACGAAGAAGCAACGUAGGCGCAAGGUUGUCGCUCAACGCGCCGCUGACGCCAUGUAA
Messenger RNA from Hyaloperonospora brassicae, 2076 nucleotides. The record is from the annotation of a GenBank genome assembly. NCBI's taxonomy places the organism in Eukaryota, Oomycota, Peronosporomycetes, Peronosporales, Peronosporaceae.